AUGUGGGAUAUGGUUUAUGGAUAUCCAUAUAUCCACGAGAACGAUGAAGAUGCAGUUGUGAGAUUAACGAAAGAUCAAUUUGGCAUCGAACUCAGUUUACGAGAGAUCGAAUAUUUAUUCGAUGAUGUGAUGUUCAACAAAUUUUAUAUUUGUGAUAUACAAAUGUUUAAUGUUGAUGGAUUGAAAUAUCAGAGAAUUACAUUUCAGAAUUACUUGAAGUUUGAGAAUAGUGUUGAUUUCUAUGUCCAUUUGGCACUAGGGACAGAUAUAUUUAAAAAAUUAGAUAUGAGAGAGGAAGAAAGAAUGAGGGUAGAAAGGUAUACUCGUAGAUUGAAACGAAUGGGAAUUGAUCAAAAUCUUAUUCUCAGUCAUAAGAAUAGG
Messenger RNA from Acaulospora morrowiae, 381 nucleotides. Lineage: Eukaryota; Fungi; Glomeromycota; Glomeromycetes; Diversisporales; Acaulosporaceae. The record is from the annotation of a GenBank genome assembly.